AUGGGGAAGUGUGGCGUGGUGAUGAGAAGCAUGGUCUCAUUGAUUACGACCAAAUUGGCCGAUUUUAAACAGUCGUAUAAGAACACCAAUAUGAAAGGAAGGAUACUUAUUAUCUUUCCAUUGGUGAUAAUCACGUUGUUGUGUGUCUUUAGCCCAUUUCUCUUUCAGAUUGAUAAAAGGAUAAUGAGGUCGGAACGACUUCCAGAGAUAUACAUUAAUAAGAGAGAAAUCUCGAUUGAGAUUGACAGAAUAGCAUUUUUCUGUUUUGUUACACUUGGCAUCUUUUGGUGGGUAGUCACUACGUAUUCAGUGUUAUAUAAAACUAAUACUGGAGUCCAUGCUAACGUUCAAAUGGUAGUGUGCUGUGUGUUGGUAUUACUUACUAAAGUGAGAAGGCCAACUUAUGUUGUUGAUUUCUUCUUAUUAUUUCUCACGUGUAUCUUAGCCGUGUUUACACUUGCACUCCACAGAUUUUUGGUCGAUGAAAAUGAAAAUAAGUUCUUUCCGUUCCAAACGACUUUCGACAAUCUCCAAAACUCUCAAAGCGCUUUAUUUGUAAAUUUUACUUUACAUGGAACUGUAGCUUUUGUUUUGGUAUUAUACGCAGCACUCCCUCAUAUCUUUUUGUCAAUGGUACUCAGAGUUUUAAUGUCUUUUUCUUUUUUAUUAGCUUCGGCUUGUUAUUAUGCGUCGACAAAUUCAUUCACAUCGUUGUUUGUUCUAUUUUUUUAUUAUUUAUUAUUUUAUAUAAUUAUUAUAUAUAAUUAUUAUUUACUAUUAUUAUUUACUAUUAAUGUCAAUAACAAAUCAGCAAAAACAAUUUAUACACAUUCUCCUUUUUAUGUCUAA
Entamoeba invadens IP1 is the source of this 849-nucleotide messenger RNA. RefSeq lists its product as hypothetical. The coding region runs from base 1 to 849 and encodes 282 amino acids. Lineage: Eukaryota; Evosea; Mastigamoebida; Endamoebidae. The transcript has a single exon. The record is from RefSeq and is a predicted model, not a curated record.